This is a messenger RNA of Oryza brachyantha (malo sina), 2469 nucleotides long. RefSeq names its product SPX domain-containing membrane protein OsI_21475. The record is from RefSeq and is a predicted model, not a curated record. Gene Ontology annotation, cellular component: membrane. Gene Ontology annotation, molecular function: transmembrane transporter activity. The transcript has 11 exons. Bases 186 to 2285 code for a protein of 699 amino acids. Lineage: Eukaryota; Viridiplantae; Streptophyta; Magnoliopsida; Poales; Poaceae. Gene Ontology annotation, biological process: transmembrane transport.
CCUCCUUUCCGAAAUUGGCUCGCCCGAGGAAGACGACGACACCACCCCAACGCGGAGGCGAAGCAGAGAGAGAGGAAGAAGGCUGCGCCUCCUCCUCCUCCCGCGCGGCGGAUCCCGAUCUGCUAAGGCGCGCGCAACCGGCCGACCGCGGUGUGGUGCGGAGAGUUUAACAUCUCAAAGUCAACAUGGUUAACUUUGGGAAAAAACUGAUGGCUGAUCGAAUUCCAGAAUGGAAAGGGUACUAUAUAAACUACAAGUUGAUGAAGAAGAAAGUAAAACAGUAUGGACAGCAGCUUCAACAGGGUGAGAAAGAUCGCCGCCGGGUUCUUAAGGAUUUCUCGAAGAUGCUUGAUGAUCAGAUCGAGAAGAUUGUCCUGUUUCUGUUGGAGCAACAAGGAACAUUGGCAUACAGGAUAGAGAAAUUAGGAAAGCAAAGGGCAAUAUUAGCAGAACAGCCAGAUAUAUCUGCCAUUGCUGAGUUGCGAGAGGCUUACAGGGAAGUUGGUCUGGAUCUUAUCAAACUUCUCAAAUUUGUUGAUCUGAAUGCAACUGGCAUUCGGAAAAUUUUGAAGAAGUUUGACAAGCGCUUCGGGUACAGAUUUACUGAUUAUUAUGUGACAAGUAGAUCAAAUCACCCAUAUUCUCAGCUACAGCAGGUCUUCAAGCAUGUGGGAGUAGGAGCUGUUGUAGGAGCGUUGUCACGUAACCUUGCUGACCUUCAGGAGCGGCAAGGAAGUUACUUGUCAAUUUAUGAUCAGCCAUCUACUGCCCUUAAGGACCCGAUCAUUGAUAUGAUAAAUUCAUCGGUGGAUAAGCUAACACGCUCAACAAACUUCCUUAGAUUUUUGGGGCAACAUGCCCUAAUUGUGGGUGAAGAGUCUCCUAGUACUGCAGAGGAGGAAGAAAUAGAAGAUCAAAAAUACCAUUUCAUGUCCCUUAUGCUGAACUUGGUGAACACAUUCCUUUACAUGGUCAACACAUAUAUCAUUGUGCCAACUGCAGAUGACUACUCAGUGAGCCUUGGGGCUGCUUCCACUGUUUGUGGUGUUGUCAUUGGUUCAAUGGCUGUUGCACAAAUAUUUUCAUCGGUUUACUUCAGUGCAUGGUCCAACAAGUCAUAUUUCAAACCACUUAUUUUCAGCAGUAUUGUUCUUUUCUUGGGUAAUGUCUGCUAUGCAAUGGCUUAUGAUAUGAAUUCCCUAUCAGUCCUUAUUAUCGGCCGUCUACUCUGUGGAUUGGGUUCUGCACGAGCUGUCAAUCGCCGAUACAUCAGUGAUUGUGUCCCUGCGAGGAUACGCAUGCAAGCUUCAGCAGGAUUUGUCAGUGCUAGUGCACUUGGCAUGGCUUGUGGACCUGCAUUAGCUGGUUUACUUCAGUGGAAAUUUAAGAUUUACAUGGUUACUUUCAACCAAUCAACUCUACCUGGUUGGCUGAUGGCUGUUGCAUGGCUACUGUACUUAGUUUGGCUAUGGAUAUCAUUCAAGGAACCGAAUCGUGCCAAUGAGGUGAAUGAUACCCAGCAAGUUCCCGCUUCUGUGCAAAGGGCGGAUAUCGAUAAACUAGAAAAUGGACUUGCGCAGCCAUUACUAAGAGAUUCUGAAAGCAAACAAGAGGAAGAUGAAGAUGAAGAAGUUGAUGAUAGUGAAGAAGGCGCACAUGAUUCUCGGAAACCUGCAACUUCCAUUGGUUCGGCAUAUAGAUUACUUACGCCUUCAGUAAAGGUUCAAUUGUUGAUAUACUUCAUGCUCAAAUAUGCCAUGGAGAUUUUACUUUCUGAAUCAAGUGUUAUUACCAAUCACUAUUUCAAUUGGAAUACAAGUGCAGUGGCGAUAUUUCUAGCGAUUCUUGGCCUAACAGUCCUUCCUGUUAAUGCUGUUGUCGGGACGUACAUCAGCAACAUGUUUGAGGACAGGCAACUAUUGAUGGUGUCUCAAAUCACACUGCUGGUAGGCAUUAUUUUCAGCUUCAAAAUCACGAGCACAUACUCGGUUGUCCAGUAUGUCAGCUCAGCGCUCGUCACAUUCGUGUCAGCUGAAGUUCUUGAAGGUGUGAACCUCUCCCUCCUAUCGAGCGUGAUGUCGUCCCGUCUCUCCCGUGGCACAUACAACGGCGGGCUCCUCUCGACGGAGGCCGGGACCUUGGCUCGGGUGGUCGCCGACGGCACCAUCACCGCCGCCGGUUACCUUGGCAUCGGAAAGCUCCUCAACGUGACCUUGCUGCCGUCUCUGGUGAUCUGCGCCGCCUCGAUCACGUGCACCUUCCUGACGUACAACUCCCUCUUCUGAUUGCCUCGACCCCAUCGUUCCACGAUGGUAAAUUUUAGAACUAUCCUUGCCCGAAGGGACAACUUUCUGUAGCUAUCUCAAAAUCGAUUCUAUUUCGCUGCAAUAUCGCAGCUGAAACGGUGCAUCGCAUGCCCUGUAAAAUUAAAAUUUUGAUCAGUUUUGAUCUUUGAUGCCUCUCCAUUCU